AUGUCAUCAAAUCCUAGAAAGACAAAAAGUUCACCUAAUUAUAAUCCAGAUUGCAUUGUAGCUGCUAUUUAUGGAGAAGAUGAUAUAUUGGCUUUUACAAGAAUAGGAGAUAGUGUUUGGACCAAUAUUAUGGUCCCUUCCCGUCCUUACGAUGAUAUUGUUUACUAUAGUGGUAAAUUCUAUGCUGUUGAUUGUCAUGGAGUUGUAGUUGUUUGUGACCUUGAUGACGAUAAUGGCCCAAAAGCAAUAGUGGUGGCUCCUGCUCCAACUAAGACACAUGGUUCUAUUCAAAAGUAUCAUGUAGAAUCAGUAGGAGAUCUUUUGCCUGUUUCUCGUAUUCGAGGAGGCACUCUAUUUGAAGGUGAUGAUGACAACAACUUGAAGUCUAGAUACUAA
Fraxinus pennsylvanica is the source of this 396-nucleotide messenger RNA. Lineage: Eukaryota; Viridiplantae; Streptophyta; Magnoliopsida; Lamiales; Oleaceae. The record is from the annotation of a GenBank genome assembly.